AACACAGAUGGUGUAAAACAAUAGCGCAAUUUCUCAGCAGUCAUCAGACCCACCAGAAUCAAGAGGGACAGAGUGGACAGUGACUAGCUAUUGGUUGUGCUACAAUAUACAAAUAUAUAUGAUCAGAUUCAAAAACUAGACAGAAACAUCAAUGAACAACAGUUAACUGUGGAAAUGCGCUCUUUAAGUUUUCUUUACAAGUGUUUGAUGGUGUCAGUCUCUUUAACAGGGCUGGUCCAAUGUUCCAAUCAUGAGACCCGUUUGGUGAAAAUGCUCUUCGCUGACUACAAUAAACUGGUUCGUCCAGUAGACGAUCACCGGGACGCUGUCGUCGUCGUAGUCGGGCUCCAGCUGAUUCAGCUCAUCAGUGUGGAUGAAGUGAAUCAGAUAGUAACAACCAAUGUGCGCCUGAAACAGCAAUGGAAAGAUGUUAAUUUAAACUGGAAUCCAGAUGACUAUGGUGGGAUUAAAAAGAUUAGAAUCCCUUCUGCUGAUAUCUGGCGCCCUGACCUGGUUCUUUACAACAAUGCUGAUGGUGAUUUUGCGAUCGUUCAUGAGACUAAAGUUCUUCUGGAAAGCAACGGCAUGAUCACUUGGACGCCUCCAGCUAUUUUCAAGAGCUACUGUGAGAUUAUAGUGACACACUUUCCAUUUGAUCUGCAAAACUGCAGUAUGAAGCUGGGAACCUGGACGCAUGAUGGCACAUCAGUUAUAAUCAACCCGGAGAGUGAUCGGCCAGACUUAAGCAACUUCAUGGAAAGUGGGGAGUGGGUUAUGAAAGAUUACCGCGGCUGGAAGCACUGGGUUUAUUACGCCUGCUGUCCUACCACACCUUACCUGGAUAUCACCUACCAUUUCCUGAUGUUGCGACUACCUCUCUACUUCAUUGUCAACGUCAUCAUCCCAUGCCUGCUUUUUUCAUUCCUGACUGGCCUGGUAUUUUAUCUUCCCACAGAUUCUGGUGAGAAGAUGACCCUGAGUAUAUCUGUCUUGCUGUCCCUGACUGUGUUUCUUUUGGUUAUUGUGGAGCUCAUUCCUUCAACCUCCAGCGCGGUGCCGUUAAUUGGGAAAUAUAUGCUGUUCACCAUGGUGUUUGUCAUCGCAUCCAUCAUCAUUACAGUGAUCGUAAUUAAUACCCACCACCGCUCCCCCAGCACUCAUACCAUGCCACAGUGGGUACACAAGAUCUUUAUUGACACCAUUCCAAACAUCAUGUUCUUCUCCACCAUGAAACGGCCCUCAAGAGAGAGACAGGCAAAGCAUUUCUUUGCCGAGGACAUUGACAUCUCAGAUAUUUCUGGAAAACCUGGUCCUGCCUCUGUCACUUUCCAGUCACCACUCACCAAAAACCCUGAUGUGAAAAGUGCAAUAGAAGGAGUCAAAUACAUUGCAGAAACAAUGAAGUCUGACCAAGAAGCCAAUAACGCAGCUGAAGAAUGGAAGUUUGUGGCAAUGGUGCUUGAUCACAUUCUGCUUUGUGUCUUCAUGUCUGUCUGUGUCAUCGGGACAUUGAGUGUGUUUGCUGGUCGUCUAAUUGAACUCAAUCAGCAGGGAUAGGAAGGCUGGCAUGGUCAAGCAGUUGGGUUAAUGUAAACUGAAUGUGAUCUAUUUAAAAGGUCUACUUGUGCAUGGAAAUAAACAUGUUUAGAUACUACGUUAGUAAACAGAAAAAUACACACUUAAAAGUGUUAGUGUUGUUCAAAAACUGUGCACAAGUUCAUGCCAAUAUGCCUUCACAUACUAUAUCAAUCCACAAUGAUCUCAAAGGAAGGUUAUAAUUAACAUGCAAUUACCUAUUUGAAAUAAAUGACAAUUAUAAAACACUGACUUAAAAGACUGCUACAGAAAUCAAAUAUGUCAUCUGAAAAACUCGAAUGCAAGGCAGCCCUGAAUUAACUGCACAAAACCCGUACAGCUGCCAGUGCAUUCAAUGCUUUAACACUGUCUUCUCGUAAAACGGUGGCACCAAAGAUGUUGAUACCUGUCUCUCUCUCUCUCUUUUUUAAUGUUUCUUUUUUUUGUAUUUACCAAAACAGUGAUGCGAUGUUUAAUGAAAUACUUUUACCUAUAGCACACACUGGACUGUCAAAGAUUAUUGUUCAGCCUUGCCUUGUAAUGCAAUUAUCAAAACUGAUCUUUUUAUACAAGGGGACAAGGUUUUUUAUUUAUUUAUUUUUAAAACAAUUUUAGAUAAUACUGUAAAUUAUAAUAUUGCUUUAUAAACACCCUGCAGGUGAAAAUCAUUUCUGCUUGACAUUGUAAAAGCUUUAUAACCGUCACAACGGAUUUUCUCUAUAACGGUGUAUGCAGUGAUUAUAACAUGUUAUGACGUUAAUGUAUUUUUUCAUUUUUAUUAUGGUUUCAUGAAGGUACAUAUUGUGGACGUCAAAUAAUGUCUUGCUGACAAUAACAUACGGUUGCAGGACUCACUACUGAGUCGCUGCUUCUGUGGGCAUCUUUUAAUGUCACAUUAAAUCUGACAACCAACGUAAUUCAAAACGCAUUUCCUGUGUUAAUACUACAAGAACAUUGGGGGUUUGGUCCAAAUGAAGUCAACUAAAUUUGCUACCUGUUACUUUGCACUGAUUUGCACUGUGUUCUGUGCAUACAGAUAAGUCAUAUUUGAAGAAAAACCUAAGAAAUAAACUUAUUCAGUAAACUAGCGUCUUCAGUAAACCUCGCUGGUUUGUAAGCGUGCACGUUUAAACACGUUUUCACACGUUUUCUUUGGGACUUUCCCCGCGUUGGACACAAUAAACCGCCAAACAGAAAACACCUACGAGCUGUGAAACUACAAUAAGCAAUUAAAUUAUUAUAAUUGUGAUGCAGCCGAUUUCAGAAUCAACACUUUUGUUUGAAAGCCUACUUUUCCAGUGUGCCCUUGCUUGUGUGCUGUUUUGUUUUUCAGUUGUCCCGCGUUAUACCGACCCCCUUUAUAACGGCACUCUCGCAUACCGCCAGCUAUUCUCUGAACAAAUGUAACCAGUAUAAAAACAGUGCUAUUUGUACCAGUUAUAUCACCAACCUGCUGUCCGCCACCCGCCACUUUCCCAAGCUAAGCAAACGUAAAGCAUUGUAGUUUCCCCGCAUUGUAGCGCCUACGAAAUAACCAUGACCUAUUAAAACAACAAAGUUAUGCAGUUAACCUUUGACUCGCUUUUCUAAUUCGUACAAAAUGGCGAGUCUAUCCUAAAGUUAACACCAAAGCAAAAGACACAAAUCUGCAUGUAUGCAUCUGAAAAUAAGAAAGCAUGGCAUCACAAAUGUUUUCUCGCCUAAGUGAGGCAUGUACUGGUAAUCGAAGGAACAAUCGGAGACAUUCUAAUGGAUUAAAAAAUACUGGUUAAGCUUGAUGGAACGGGUCGAUUUGUUUAACCUGAAAAAGGCUUGACGCAGUCUAAAAUAAGCGACUUUUUAUAAACCAUAGUAAAUGGUUUAUAAUAGUAAUAGGUUUGUUUACGUGGAUGUUUUGCACAAAUAAGGCUGGCUUAAACUAAAUCAUCAGUUUUGUAAAGAGCAGAAGUUGUGUUUUUUUUGUUUUUUUACUUUUCGUUUUUAAAAAAGUGUUUGCCUGUAC
This is a messenger RNA of Polyodon spathula (Mississippi paddlefish), 3577 nucleotides long. Its product is annotated as acetylcholine receptor subunit alpha-like. Gene Ontology annotation, molecular function: transmembrane signaling receptor activity; acetylcholine-gated monoatomic cation-selective channel activity. The record is from RefSeq and is a predicted model, not a curated record. The transcript has 9 exons. Gene Ontology annotation, biological process: regulation of membrane potential; chemical synaptic transmission; nervous system process. NCBI's taxonomy places the organism in Eukaryota, Metazoa, Chordata, Actinopteri, Acipenseriformes, Polyodontidae. Bases 175 to 1557 code for a protein of 460 amino acids. Gene Ontology annotation, cellular component: neuron projection; postsynaptic membrane; synapse.